This is a messenger RNA of Balaenoptera musculus (blue whale), 708 nucleotides long. RefSeq names its product 60S ribosomal protein L7-like. Gene Ontology annotation, molecular function: structural constituent of ribosome; RNA binding. Gene Ontology annotation, biological process: maturation of LSU-rRNA from tricistronic rRNA transcript (SSU-rRNA, 5.8S rRNA, LSU-rRNA). NCBI's taxonomy places the organism in Eukaryota, Metazoa, Chordata, Mammalia, Artiodactyla, Balaenopteridae. The transcript has 2 exons. The record is from RefSeq and is a predicted model, not a curated record. The coding region runs from base 1 to 618 and encodes 205 amino acids. Gene Ontology annotation, cellular component: cytosolic large ribosomal subunit.
AUGGAAGGAAAAACGCUGGAGAAACCCAUGGUCCCUGGAAAGUCCAGGUAUAAAAUGGUGUACAUAAGAACUGAAAUUCGAAUGGCUAGGAUGGCAAGAAAAGCCAGCAACUUCUACGUACCCACUGAUCCCAAAUUGGCAUUUGUCAUCAGGAUCAGAGGUAUGAGUGGUGUGAGCCCAAAGGUUCGACAGGUGUUGCAGCUUCUUCACCUCCAUCGGAUCUUCAAUGGCACCUUUGUGAAGCUCAACAAGGCUUCGAUUAACAUGCUGAGAAUUGUGGAACCGUACAUUGCGUGGGAGUACCCAAACCUGAAGUCAGUAAAUGAACUGAUCUACAAGCGUGAUUAUGGCAAAAUCAGCAAGAAGCGAAUUGCCCUAACAGAUAACGCGUUGAUUGCGCCACCUCUUGGCAAAUACGGUAUUAUCUGCAUGGAGGACCUGAUUCCUGAGAUCUAUACUGUUGGAAAACGUUUCAAAGAAGCAAACAACUGCCUGUGGCCCUUCACAUUGUCUUCUCCACGAGGUGGAAUGAAGAAAAAGACCACCCGUUUUGUAGAAGGUGGAGAUGCUCGCCACAGGGAAGGCCAGAUCACCAGGCUUAUUAGAAGGCUGAACUAAGGUAUCUACCAUGAUUAUUUUUGUAAUCUGGUCAGUUAAUAAACAGUGACUGCUUUCAAAUUGAAAUUAAAUAAAUAAAUUAAAUUAAAU